This is a messenger RNA of Tachysurus fulvidraco (yellow catfish), 1427 nucleotides long. RefSeq lists its product as uncharacterized. Gene Ontology annotation, biological process: response to bacterium. The record is from RefSeq and is a predicted model, not a curated record. NCBI's taxonomy places the organism in Eukaryota, Metazoa, Chordata, Actinopteri, Siluriformes, Bagridae. Bases 35 to 1036 code for a protein of 333 amino acids. The transcript has 6 exons.
AGCAGCUCAACCUGAGUGUUCUUUUAUUCUGAAGAUGGUUCCACUCUGGAUAAUUGCUAUAACUCUAUACAUGAUGUGUCCUGCCCGAUCGGUGGAUUUUUUCCGUCCUUCGUUCCUCUCAGUGAGGUUCGGAGAAUGUAUUAGCCUUAUCUGUCCAUUCGGACACAAUCAGAGGACUGAAAGCGUGAUUUGGUACAAACAAAGUGUCGGAGAGAUGCCUCGAAAAAUCGGAGAAAGAAUAGUAUAUAAGGAGGUCAAAUUUUCCCCAGAGUUCAAGAAUUCAGGCUUUAUUAUGGAGAUGACUGAUAAGGGCAUUUCUCUGACAAUUCCAAAUAUAAAACAGGAUCAUGAAGGACUUUACUACUGUGGGAAAUUAUUUACAUUGGAGAACGUUACGCUGUCUAAUGGAACGUUCUUGGCUGUGUCAGAUGACAGAGAUGUAAAAGUGAGUGUGUGGCAGCACGGCGUGUCGGACUCGGUUCCUGCAGGAGCCUCAGUGACUCUGCAGUGCUCGGUUCUCUCUGAGAGCAGAGCAGCAGAACUCCAAGUGCUCUGGUUCAGAGCUGCUCCACCACAAUCCCAUCCUCAAAUCAUUUACACUCAUCACAACAGCAGCCAUCAGUGUGAGAGCGACUCUUCUACACACACCUGUGUGUACAACUUCUCCAAGAACAUCCUCAGCCUCAAUGAUACUGGAACUUACUACUGCGCUGUGCUCUUGUGUGGGAAGAUCAUCUUCGGGAACGGGACAUCGGUACAAAUGGAACAAUCUACAGAUCCUGUAGUGAUCUACCUCGCUGUAGCUUUGGGAGUGUGUGUGCUUGUGAUCGUUGUUCAUAUCGCAACCUGUAAAGAAAGAAACUGUGAAUGUUUCACUGAGAAAUCUCAAGAAUGUAAAGUAACGAAAACAGAAAAUAAGAGCCGUGAUGCUGGGGAGCUGAAUUAUGUUGCCUCACUGAUUAAUAAAAAGACAGGAAAGACAGAAAGAGCUCACGAUAACAUUUAUACUGAAGUGAUUUACUCUUCUGUGUCUUAGAAAAUAGAUGUCAUUUAUUUUCUCAUGUUAAUUACUCUCAUAUGUAUAGUCUUCAUUUCCUGAUAAAAAAUCAUUAACAUGUCAUAAACAAACAAACAAACAAACAAACAAACAAACAAAUAAAUAAAUGUGUAGUGUUUGUAGUGACAGUCUCAGAGUAUUCCAAGAGUAAAAACUUAUUUUUUUUGCAUUCUUUUUUACAUUUCUUCUCUUUUUUCUUUCUUAUCUACAGUUAUCAAGUAUCAGAUGAGAGAGAGAAAAAAAAGAUAAUAUUAGCCAUUAAGUAUAAAGUACGCUUUUAAUAAUAUUUCAAUUCAGUUUAGUUCAUAAUAAGUUCACAUAAGUGCUUAAAUCUCUAACAUUGAAUACAUUAAUGCUGCUUCACUAGGUU